Lepisosteus oculatus (spotted gar) is the source of this 3455-nucleotide messenger RNA. RefSeq names its product AFG3-like AAA ATPase 2. Gene Ontology annotation, molecular function: ATP-dependent peptidase activity; zinc ion binding; ATP binding. The record is from RefSeq and is a predicted model, not a curated record. Gene Ontology annotation, cellular component: membrane; m-AAA complex. Lineage: Eukaryota; Metazoa; Chordata; Actinopteri; Semionotiformes; Lepisosteidae. Gene Ontology annotation, biological process: mitochondrial protein processing.
GCCUAUAAGUGGAAACAUUUAUUAAGCAGAAAAUAUAUGAUGUGAGAGUCAGAAGCUGGACUGCGUAACAUCCAGUUUUAAAAAUGUGUAUUUGUAUUUGAUUUGUAGUUCCACAUUUACGUGUAAAGUGAUCUUGAUUCUAGGUACAUUUCACUGUAUAGUCUAAGUGUAACCCCUACCCCCAGGUUUACUGUAUCAACCGUUUUACAGCAUUUAGGUCGUCAUUAAAAAGUAUUUAUUUCAGGAUGUUGAAUUUAAACUUACUAUUACAACAGGAUAUUAAGUGUUAUUAAAAUCUUAAUACAAUCUUAAAAACUUCAUACAAAGUGCAUAGGUCUUUAAUUUCCAGUUUGUAGCUUAUAUUGUUACUUUAUGAGGUGUUUAACUUCUAGCUGUUAAAAAUUGUGCCACAUUGUGAUAGGACUGUCAUUGUUAUGGGUUUAUCAGCCUUCAGAGUCCCAAAGAUUUAUUUUUAGUCAAGGAAACCUCCUGGACAUAUUUUUUAUGUACAGUUUUGAGUUUUGCCUCCAGGUUAUUCUACCCAAGACGUGAAUGUUUUCAGCCACUGCAAUUAACACUAAAGCACAAACAAAAUCAUAUGCUCUCUUCAGUACAACCCCAAACUAGUUGAUAAAUGCGGGCAACACCUGGAUGAAUGAGGGACUCCAUGGCCAAUUUAUUGUGAGUAAGAGCUUACAUACAGGUGUGGCUCAUGCAUUAAUUAAGCAAAUAACGGUCCAGCAUGGUUAGGGUCAUGUAUGAAAAUGCCAGACUGGCCUGGUUUCCUAUAAUUAUAGCUAGUAUGGCUGCAAAAGAAGACUUCAGUGACACUGACAGAGGAGUGAUCGCUGGGGUGGGUUUGGCUGGAGCUGAACUUGCGGCUGUUUUCCAAGCACUGCUGUCCAAGAUGAUGUUAGUAUGGAACUCUGAGGGAAAGACAUCAAUAGCAAAGAGCAACAGUGGGCAGACGUGCAUACUCCAGGAUCAUGAUAUCCAAACGUUAAGUCGAAGUGCGAUGCAAAGAGGGAGACGUCCCAUGGGAUGACAGGGACUUUCGUCUGUAUUUCAUGGGAGGAGCAGCAUUUUGGGCUGUUUUUGCCUACUACUUUUUCUUCAGAAAUGCAGGCAGGGAGGUCACCUGGAAAGAUUUUGUCAAUAAUUAUCUCUCAAAGGGUGUUGUUGACAGACUAGAAGUCAUAAACAAGCGCUAUGUGAGAGUGAUAUUUUCCCCUGGCAAACUACCAGUUGAUGGGCAAUAUGUGUGGUUCAACAUUGGCAGCGUGGACACGUUUGAACGGAACCUGGAGACAGCGCAGCUGGAGAUGGGUAUUGAGGGGGAGAACAAGCUGCCUGUGGUCUAUUCUACUGAGAGCGAUGGCUCCUUCCUGCUCAGCAUGCUGCCCACGGUGCUCAUCAUUGGCUUCCUGCUGUACACGGUGCGAAGGGGCCCCGCCGGGGGCGGGCGGUCAGGCCGCGGGAUGGGAGGCCUCUUCAGCGUGGGGGAGACCACCGCCAAGGUUUUGAGGGAUGAGAUCGAUGUCAAGUUCAAAGACGUUGCGGGGUGUGAAGAGGCGAAGCUCGAGAUCAUGGAGUUCGUGAAUUUCCUGAAGAACCCCAAACAGUACCAAGACUUAGGGGCCAAAAUCCCCAAGGGUGCUAUUCUGACGGGACCUCCAGGCACAGGAAAGACUCUCUUGGCAAAAGCAACAGCCGGGGAGGCAAAUGUGCCUUUCAUCACCGUUAAUGGGUCAGAGUUCCUAGAGAUGUUUGUGGGUGUAGGGCCAGCACGGGUUCGAGACCUCUUUGUGUUGGCCCGCAAGAAUGCCCCGUGCAUCCUCUUUAUUGAUGAAAUUGAUGCAGUGGGUCGAAAGAGAGGCAGGGGAAAUUUCGGAGGACAGAGCGAGCAGGAGAAUACUCUGAAUCAGCUGCUGGUGGAAAUGGAUGGAUUUAACACUACAACAAAUGUGGUAGUGUUGGCAGGAACGAACAGACCAGACAUUCUAGAUCCUGCCCUUCUGCGGCCUGGACGUUUUGACAGACAGAUAUUUAUUGGGCCCCCAGAUAUCAAAGGCAGGGCUUCCAUUUUCAAAGUCCAUCUGCGUCCUCUGAAAUUGGACCUGUCCCUAGAUAAGGAAGGCCUAGCCAGGAAAAUGGCAGCAUUAACGCCAGGGUUUUCAGGGGCAGACAUUGCUAAUGUUUGCAAUGAAGCUGCAUUAAUUGCUGCAAGGCACCUCUCUGAUUCUAUCAACCAGAAGCACUUUGAACAGGCUAUUGAGCGUGUGAUAGGAGGUCUUGAAAAAAAGACACAAGUCCUUCAGCCAGAGGAGAAGAAGACUGUUGCAUAUCAUGAAGCUGGACAUGCAGUAGCAGGCUGGUAUUUAGAGCAUGCUGAUCCUCUUUUAAAGGUAUCCAUCAUUCCUCGUGGAAAGGGAUUGGGUUACGCCCAGUACUUACCCAAAGAACAGUACCUGUAUACUAAAGAGCAGCUUCUAGACCGAAUGUGCAUGACUCUGGGAGGGAGAGUGGCGGAGGAGAUCUUUUUUGGAAGAAUAACAACAGGGGCUCAGGACGACUUGAGGAAGGUCACUCAGAGUGCUUACGCACAGAUCGUUCAGUUUGGGAUGAACGAGAAGGUGGGACAGGUGUCUUUCGAUCUCCCUCGUCAGGGAGAGAUGGUGUUGGAGAAGCCCUACAGUGAAGCCACCGCCAGACUCAUUGACACCGAGGUUCGGCUCCUCAUAAACACAGCUUAUGAGCUGACCCAGAAACUGCUGUCGGAGAAGAAAGCUGAAGUUGAAAAGGUGGCACUUCGCCUGUUGGAAAAAGAAGUCCUUGAUAAGAAUGACAUGGUGGAGCUGUUGGGUCCGAGGCCCUUUGCCGAGAAAUCUACUUAUGAGGAGUUUGUGGAGGGCACUGGAGGUCUUGAUGAGGACACUACCCUUCCCGAAGGGCUAAAGGAUUGGAACAAGGACCGAGAGAAAGAGAAAGAGGAGAGCACAGAAGAACAAAUUGCAAGGCAGAUCACUGGAGGAAUGCCUUUCUGAGUUUUAGUGCAUUAUCAUAAAGGUUCCUGGCCACUGGCUUCACCAGUGCUCAGAAAGCAGCAAGAAACAUAACAUUUCACACACCAUCUGAUAUAAUGUGGUUAUGUUCUUCAGCUUUAAAGAUCUUUAUAGAAGUAUGAACUAUCCAAGACGCAGUUUUCAAAUGUAUCUUUGCAAUCUCAGUAUCAAUCCUGCUUCUGUGAAGUGGAGGAUGAUGUAAAAAAACAAAAUAAAAGACAGGAAUUCAAGGGUUUGAUUAAAUUAUACUAAGUGGAGUGCCAUCAGCUAUCUUGCUGGUUUUCACAUUUGUGAUUGUUUAGUGUAUUUUUCUUGUUUCUCCGACCUACCAUACAUCUCACCAAAGAAAAAAAAAAUAAUUUUGUCGAAUAAUAAAAGCUAAUUUUAUUGCAA